AUGCACCUCCCCACCCUCGCCCUCACCGUCACCCUCCUUCUCUCUCCCGCCCUCUCCACCCCCCUCCUCAACUUCUCCGCCGCCAACGGCGACCCUCCUUCCACCCUAGGCAUCCUCAACCUCGAAGAAGCGCGCGACCAGGAGAUCUCCGCCAACACCAACGACCUGUACAUCAAGCUAGCCACCGACCCGCACGGCGUCCCGGCCCUGCACUACCACCGCAAACAGUCCUACAUCCGCGCCGAAUACCACGCCCUCGCCAACCAGAUUGAAGAAGACAAGACCUACUACAUCGGCUACAAGUUCUCGUUAGGCGUGAUCGAGCAGAGUUUGAUGAUCUUCCAAUUCAAAAGCUACGCCACCACCACUAACAGCGCAAACAUCCCGCUCUCCCUCGAGUUCAUGAGCGGACAGCUGCACCUGCAGUACCAAGCGGAUAGCGCGAGCGAGCGCGAGCCACAGUGGUCGCGCACCGUCGACACGGAUACGGUGUACUCGGUGGGGUUGGUGAUCCACACGGGGCAGCCGGGGUGGGUCGAAUUUUAUUUUCAGGGUGAGCAGCAGACGCUCGGGGCCGCGGGGGCAACGCGGUUGUCGGCGAAUACGUGGACGGGCCGCACGGAGCCGAAGUUCGGGGCGUAUCGUGGGGAGGCCGUGGCCGUGGAUACUUAUGUGUACCGGGUGCAGAUUGGUACGGAGAUGGGGGAUAUUGUGGAGGCGGCGGAGUUGGAUGCGGUGAGAAGCACUGCUACUGCGAGUGCGAGUGCGAGUGCUCCAGCUGCUACGGGGUCUUGCUCCUGGACGGGACAUUGUAAAGGCGCCUCCUGCGCGACGGAGGAUGAUUGCUCGGAUGAGCUGGUUUGUACUGGGGGGAAGUGUGCUGCGGCUUGA
This is a messenger RNA of Aspergillus aculeatus ATCC 16872, 891 nucleotides long. RefSeq lists its product as uncharacterized. Bases 1 to 891 code for a protein of 296 amino acids. The record is from RefSeq and is a predicted model, not a curated record. NCBI's taxonomy places the organism in Eukaryota, Fungi, Ascomycota, Eurotiomycetes, Eurotiales, Aspergillaceae. The transcript has 3 exons.